This is a messenger RNA of Lolium rigidum, 4341 nucleotides long. RefSeq lists its product as uncharacterized. The record is from RefSeq and is a predicted model, not a curated record. NCBI's taxonomy places the organism in Eukaryota, Viridiplantae, Streptophyta, Magnoliopsida, Poales, Poaceae. The coding region runs from base 1 to 3678 and encodes 1225 amino acids. The transcript has 3 exons. Gene Ontology annotation, cellular component: nucleus. Gene Ontology annotation, molecular function: histone methyltransferase activity; zinc ion binding; protein binding.
AUGGUGGGUGUGGAGCCGCCGCCGGCGCCCGCGCGAACUCCGAUUGGCGCGAGGCUGGCGGCCCGUGGGGUGAGGCCGAGGAAGGUCUCCGCCAAGCGUUCUUGGCCGCCCGGCUGCGGCCGCUUCGCCCCUGCCCCGCCUGCCCCCGAGGCCGGCGGCGGUGAGAAGGGCGCCGCCGGUGGCGUUAUCGAUGGCGGAGUGGAGGAGGCAGCCGGCCACGCCGGCGUUUCCUCCGCCCCGUGCAACAGCGACCUCCCGCCCGUUCCGCCUCAGCCGGAGACUGAGGGGUUGGUGGAGGAGAAGAAGGAUGGUGGAGGAGCGGACAUCGCCACCGCGUCUGUUUCUUCCGCGGCGUGCAACGGCGACCUCACACCUGCACCGCCUCAGCCAGAGACUAAGGGGCUGGUUGAGGUGAAGGAGGAUGGUGGAGGAGCGGACAUCGCCACCGCGUCUGUUUCGUCCGCGGCGUGCAACGGCGACCUCACACCUGCACCGUCUCAGCCAGAUACUAAGGGGCAGGUGGAGGAGAAGGAGGGUGGAGAACAGGACAUCGCCACUGCGGCCGUUUCUUCCCCGGUGUGCAACGGCAGCCUCCCGCAAGCCCUGCCUCUGCCGGAAACAGAGGGGGUGGAGGAGAGGAAGGAGGGUGGAGAGGAACAAUUGCCGGACAGUGGCAAUGUGCAGUCAUCUAAUGGCCUUUCAGAGAGCAUGGCGAUCGAGGUUAUGCCGCUGGCGUUUGCUGCUCCGCAUAAUUUUACUGUUGCUGCUGUCAAUGGUUUUGUCGACCAUGGCGGGCAUGGGGCCGAGUCCCCUCUGAUGGAGGGCAAGGGAGGCCUGGGGAGUGAUCAACUGGUUAUGGAGGAGGAUCUGACUGGCAAUGGGGGUGGUGGUGUGAUGGAAAGCAGAGUUGAUUCUGGUGAAUUGGGGAGGGAGGACCAUGGGCAUGAUGCAGUCAGAAAGAAGAGGUGGUUAAUGUCUGUUGUGAAUCCACCUCCCAAGAGGAGAGCCGUCUCGGCUAUACGCAAAUUUCCCCCUGGCUGUGGGAGGUCUGCUGUUACGGCAACUGGCGGCAGAGAUGACAAAGUGCUUGUAUCGGAUGCCACACCUAUCAGUUUUGCCACCGGGGCUGCCUCCGUAGCAGAUGCCUUGCACACGGCUCCAGCUUCAGGUCUUGGUGCUUCUCCUGUGUUAUUAAAGCAAGAUGCUUCUAAUAAUGAGGCGAAACGCAAAAGAGCAGGGGUGGCAGUUGCAGAAACUAACAAGGCACACGGUAAGAACCAGGAAUCUCAUGUUGUCGAUGGUGUUGUUUCUAGUGAUUUUGUAGGCAGGCAGCCUGAUAGCGGCUGUCCACAGAAUGCUGUUACAAAAGCUUCACCAAGGCAUGGUUUCGGUGAAAAUGUGAAUGGGAAGAGGCCAUUGCAUGAAGGGAAGCAUGUAGCACUAGUAGCUAUGGAUCGUGAGGUGAGACGCAAAGUCGAAGGAAGUUUGCAGGAAGGUACAACUAAGAGUCAUGGGAGAGGUCUUGUUGAUGCAAAGACAUAUGUCAAGCGGCCAAAGAGUAGUGUCACAAUGAGAGACACAUUGCCAGAUGAUAUAGAGGUCUCUAGGGAUAGCAUGCCAAGAAACAACAAUUCGGACACUCGGAGAGGCAAUGAGCGCUCCAAUAGUGACAUGAAGCAAGGCAUUGCUAAGUUGAAGAGUAAUGCCAUAGGCAAGGGCUGUUUGAAUAGGAAAUCUAAGGAGUCUAGGUGUGGAAAUCAUGAUGCGGCCGAUCAAAUUGAAGAACAUGACGAUCUGAACUUCGUUGCCGAUAAGGUAAUUGUACAAGCAUUGAUGGCCCCGGACAAAUGCCCAUGGACAAAAGGAAGGAAGUCUAUUGGUAGUGCUUCUAGUUCUCUUCCUCCUAGGAGCAAGUCUCUUCCUCGUAGGAACAAUAAGAAAAAGGAUGAUACUCCAAGAAAAGAAUUGCCCCCCAAACCGACCCCUUCUAUAGAGACCGUUAACAACACAAUCGAGGACCAAGAACAUUCUUGCUCCGAAGAUGACGAUGCCUCUAUGGCAUUAGUUGUUGAUGAAAGAAAGAAAGAGUUUUGUGUCACCCUCCCUCCUUGUGCUCCUUUUGGGGACCAAAGCGUUGAUGCCCGAAGCAAAGCCAAGAAGUUGCUUAAGUUGUUCCAAUUGAUAUGUCGGAAGCUCAUGCAAGCCGAGGAACAAGGUACACGUAAGGUUGGAAGAAUUGACAUUGAGGCCGUCAACGCUAUCAAGAAGAACUAUGAAGGAUAUACUAAGCCCGGGCCUAUUGUCGGCAAUGUUCCCGGUGUUGAUGUUGGCGAUGAAUUUCACUUUCGAGUUGAGUUGUCAAUUGUUGGACUACAUCGGCCGUACCAAGGAGGUAUUGACACUGCCAAGGUGAAUGGUAUCCCCGUUGCAAUAAGCAUUGUCGCUUCCGGUGGGUACCCCGAUGAAUUGUCUAGCUCGGACGAGUUAAUAUAUACGGGCUCCGGAGGUAAGGCCAGCGGCAAGAAGGAGGCGGAAGAUCAAGAGCUUAAGCGUGGUAAUCUUGCCUUGAAGAAUUGCAUCGAAGCUAAGACGCCGGUCAGGGUGACUCAUGGGUUCAAAGGUCAAAGCAAAGGUGAAGCCGGGAAUUCUAAAUCCAAGCAAGUAUCGACAUACACUUAUGAUGGGCUGUACAUGGUGGUGGAUUGUUGGCAAGAAGGAGAAAAGGGGUCGAUGGUCUUCAAGUACAAGUUGAAAAGGAUCCCGGGUCAACCUGAAUUAGCUUUGCAUAUAGUCAGGGAGACAAGGAAGUCCAAAGUUCGGGCAGGUCUUUGUUGUCCUGAUAUAUCUCAGGGAAAAGAGAGGAUUCCCAUAUGUGUGAUCAACACAAUUGAUGAUAUGCAGCCAGCACCAUUCAAGUAUACCACCAAAGUCAUAUAUCCACCUUCAUAUGCAAAAGAAACCCCAAAAGGUUGUGAAUGCACCAACGGUUGCUCUGACUCUAGUGGAUGUGCUUGUGCCGUGAAGAAUGGAGGGGAAAUCCCAUUCAAUUUCAAUGGUGCAAUUGUUCAUGCAAAGCCUCUCAUAUAUGAGUGUGGUCCAUCAUGCAGGUGCCCUCCAACAUGCCACAAUAGGGUGAGCCAGCAUGGGGUAAAAAUUCCACUGGAAAUAUUCAAGACAGGAGAGACAGGCUGGGGUGUAAGAUCUCUCAGUUCUAUCUCUUCAGGCAGUUUCAUAUGUGAGUAUGGAGGUCAGUUAUUGCAAGAUACAGAAGCUGAAAAGACAGAGAAUGAUGAGUACCUGUUUGAUAUUGGUCAUAACUAUGAUGAUGAAGAACUUUGGAAGGGUCUUCCAUCAAUGAUUCCAGGUUUAGAAUCUUCUACCCCUGAGACAAUGGAGGAAGCUGUGGGCUUCACGAUCGAUGCUGCAAAGUGUGGCAAUGUCGGAAGGUUCAUCAACCAUAGCUGUACCCCAAACCUGUAUGCACAAAAUGUCCUCUGGGACCAUGAUGACAAGAGGAUGCCGCACAUUAUGUUUUUCGCUGCAGAGAACAUUCCUCCGAUGCAAGAGCUGACUUACCACUACAAUUAUACAAUAGGUCAAGUCCGUGACAAGAAUGGCGAGGAAAAGAUAAAAGAAUGCUUGUGUGGUUCAUCUGAGUGUUGUCACAGGCUCUACUAAGUUGUUGGUGACUGGUGAUGGUAAUGUUCAUAUUCAGUGGAAAUCAGUCCUAUCAUGGCAGUGCUCAUUCGCUGUGCCCUUCUGGUCACUUUGCACUCGCUGAUGACAUGUAGUCUUUGUUUUCUGUUCUACUAGAACUCUUAUCCGUUACUACAUUUUGAAGAGCAUAUGAGCUAGAGUAGCUCACCCUUUUCAUCUACCUAAGUGAGACUUCAAAGGAGUAAUUUGAAGCGUCUAGAACCAAGCAUUUUGCCCUUUGCACAUUCUCCUCGUGAAAUCUUCGCAUGGUACUGAAGGAUACAAAUGUGCAGUGAUUAGCUUGUUGGAGCUUCGUUGUUUUUUGUAGGUUAGUAGUUGCAUCAACGUAGUAGGAUAGAGGAUAGCCACAAUUGUUCAGAGCUGCGCAGGCCUGAGUUCCGCUCUUCCGAUGCCUGGGGGACAAACUGCAUGACAGGUUGCUGUGAAAUGCCUCUGCAUAAGGACUGCCCGCAUCAUUUUGCUCAGUUGUGGAUCACAAGGCUGCAGCAAGCUGGUGACUGAAGUUGUGGAUUCCAAUGUUCUUUUCUAUUUUGUGUUUAAAAAUGACCAUCUUGGAUCAAAAGCUUUCCUUAGAAUACUGCCAGCUCUUCCUGAUUGUAGUGUUAUUUUGCACUACUAUCCGAU